This is a messenger RNA of Menidia menidia (Atlantic silverside), 2097 nucleotides long. Lineage: Eukaryota; Metazoa; Chordata; Actinopteri; Atheriniformes; Atherinopsidae. The record is from the annotation of a GenBank genome assembly.
UAACUUAUUAACCAAAGAUUAUUAUUUUCAUGUUGCUUUUGUUUGUCCUCUUUAGGCUUCCGUGAUGAACUGAUGGAUCCAAUGCAUUCUCGUUUGCGUAUUUGUUUACCCGAGAGGGUGCAAAUUUAGGCAAAUAGGGCUUUGUCCCCCCCAAGAGAAAAUCUCACAUUGCACUGUCACGUUGAAAGCGGUUGUGACACCGUGCGCGCGCCCCUCCGCGAGCUCCCUCCGCCGGCGUCCCAUCCAGAUUCCACAUUCCUUUAAACAGACGCUGCGAGGGGGCGUGCUCGCUGGAAGUCGGUCCUUUCUCUCCAAGAGGGACGCCUUCCACACAGCCUACUGAGAUUCACCAUGGCUUCUGCACUGAAUUUCUCCCCUUUUGUGCUGUAUUUCGUCUCUCUGUCGCUGCUCUUUGCCGGUGUGUUUUGCGACGACGACGCGGAUGAAGACGACCAUGCCAAGCACACGUACACAGUGGAUAUGUUCAACGAUGCGAUACCCACUGCUCCCCACUUUGUCAUGUUCUACGCUCCUUGGUGUGGCCACUGUCAGCGACUGCAGCCAGCGUGGAAUGAGCUGGCGGACAAGUACAACAGCAUGGACGACCCCCCGAUAUACGUGGUGAAAGUCGACUGCGUCCAGGACACAAAGUUCUGCUCCAACAAUCACGGCGUCAGAGGUUACCCCACGCUGAAGUUGUUCAGGCCCGACCAGGAAGCGGUCAAGUACCAGGGUCCCAGGGACCUGAACUCCCUGGAGACGUGGAUGCUGAAGACGCUGCAGGAGGAUCCCUCUGUGAGUGCCGGGUCCCUGAGUGGGCAGACGGGUGGUGCUGAUGAGGCAGAAAGGCUGCUCACACUCUGUGUUGUUGUUGUCGUCCCCCCCCUUACAAAGGAACCGGAGGUCGAAAUGGAACCCCCCAAAGCCCCUGAGCCCAAACAGGGCAUGUACGAGCUCACUGCCCUGAACUUUAAGGACCACGUCUCCAAAGGUGCUCAUUUUGUGAAGUUCUUCGCCCCCUGGUGUGGCCACUGCAAAGCCAUGGCGCCCACCUGGGAGCAGCUGGCCAACAGCUUUGAGCACUCGGACGACGUAAAGAUUGGAAAGCGUAAUAACGGCGCCCGUCUGCUUCUGCUGCAGGUGGACUGCACGCAGCACUACGAGGUGUGCUCGGAGAACGGCGUGCGCGGAUACCCCACGCUGCUCUUCUUCCACAACGGCCAGAAGACGGAGCAGUACAGAGGAAAGAGAGACUUGGACUCUUUUAAGGACUUUGUGGACACUCAGCUGAAGGUUGCGCUCACCCAGGAGGAAGAGCAGGAGCCAAACGAGGAACAAAAAACAGACGAGAUCCCGACCGAAGAGCCGGCCAAAGAGGAAACAAAGUCCAGCGUGUUGGUCCUGACCGAGAGCAACUUUGAGGAGAGCGUGGCCACGGGGUUCACCUUCAUCAAAUUCUACGCUCCGUGGUGCGGCCACUGCAAGAAUCUGGCCCCAACGUGGGAGGACCUCUCCUCCAAGGAGUUUCCCGGUCUGACCGACGUCAAAAUAGCCAAAGUGGACUGCACCGUGGAGCGCACGCUCUGCAACAAGUUCUCUGUGCGCGGCUACCCCACCCUCAUCAUGUUCAGAGCCGGCCAGCAGGGCGACGAGCACCACGGUGGGCGGGACCUGGAGAGCCUGCACAACUUUGUGAUGAGGCAGGCCAGAGACGAGCUGUAGGACGCAGGCCGGGCCUGCGACCCCCCCGCCCCCCACCGCCGCACAUCCGGCCGGCGGGACGCCGGCGGCCGCAUCAAUCUCUCUUCAGAAAGAAGACAUCCAGCAGCAGGCUCAACAGUUUGUUACACUCCUGCGUUCCAGGGACUCCACAGCCCAGCGUUCUUAAUGUGAAUGUAUUUCUGGAACCCCCCCCACCCACCAUCCCCUCCUCUUCCCCAGUUCAGCACGUCACUGAGCGUUUUGAAAACCACUGCAAAGCUCCUAAGCGAUAACCAAACUCUCGGCGCACAAUUAUGGCGAUUUAAAAGGCCGGCGCUAAAGUUUCUGCAUGUUUAAAAAAAAAAAAAAAAAAAAGCCAUUUGACUUUUCUACAUU